Centropristis striata (black sea bass) is the source of this 2733-nucleotide messenger RNA. It is a transcript of the gene gnao1b, whose product is annotated as guanine nucleotide binding protein (G protein), alpha activating activity polypeptide O, b. Gene Ontology annotation, molecular function: GTP binding; mu-type opioid receptor binding; GTPase activity. Gene Ontology annotation, cellular component: heterotrimeric G-protein complex. NCBI's taxonomy places the organism in Eukaryota, Metazoa, Chordata, Actinopteri, Perciformes, Serranidae. The record is from RefSeq and is a predicted model, not a curated record. The coding region runs from base 197 to 1261 and encodes 354 amino acids. The transcript is spliced from 9 exons. Gene Ontology annotation, biological process: G protein-coupled dopamine receptor signaling pathway; adenylate cyclase-modulating G protein-coupled receptor signaling pathway.
CUGAGAGGACACGGAGCGCGAGGAGACGACCAGAGUCUCGGAGAAAAGACGGUUUGGGAUCCGGCUCCGUUCUGGCCUCAAUCCGGGCCUAAUGCUGUAGCAGCCAGCGGGACCGAGCAGAGAGACACGCAGUGAUUGAGAGCCGGAGAGGGACUCGGCGCACCGGAGACUCGAGGAUCUUUCUAGUGGAGACAUCAUGGGGUGCACGCUGAGCGCCGAGGAGCGCGCCGCGCUGGACCGGAGCAAGGCCAUCGAGAAGAACCUGAAGGAGGACGGCAUGGUGGCGGCCAAGGACGUCAAGCUGCUGCUGCUCGGCGGAGGAGAGUCCGGGAAGAGCACCAUCGUCAAACAGAUGAAGAUUAUCCAUGAGGACGGCUUCUCUGGGGACGAUGUGAAGCAGUAUAAGCCCGUGGUCUACAGCAACACCAUCCAGAGCCUCGCCGCCAUCCUCCGCGCCAUGGACUCCCUGGGCAUCGAGUUCGGAGACAAGGACAGAAAAGCGGAUGCUAAGCUGGUGUGUGACGUGGUGAGCCGUAUGGAGGACACGGAGCCGUACUCUGCCGAGCUGCUCACCGCCAUGAAGCGCGUCUGGUCCGACGCCGGCACGCAGGAAUGCUUCAGCCGCGCCCGCGAAUACCAGCUCAACGACUCGGCUCAGUACUACCUGGACAGUCUAGACCGGAUCGGGGCAGCAGACUACCAGCCCACAGAGCAGGACAUCCUGAGGACCCGCGUCAAGACCACCGGCAUCGUCGAGACCCACUUCACCUUCAAAAACCUCCACUUCAGGCUGUUUGAUGUUGGAGGUCAAAGGUCAGAGAGGAAGAAGUGGAUCCACUGCUUCGAGGACGUGACCGCCAUCAUCUUCUGUGUUGCUCUGAGCGGAUACGACCAGGUCCUCCACGAAGACGAGACCACUAACCGCAUGCAUGAGUCGCUGAUGCUCUUUGACUCCAUCUGCAACAACAAGUUCUUCAUCGACACCUCCAUCAUCCUCUUCCUCAACAAGAAGGAUCUGUUCGGAGAGAAGAUCAAGAAGUCUCCACUGACCAUCUGUUUUCCAGAAUACACAGGUGCUAAUACCUACGACGAUGCUACGGGGUAUAUUCAGGUCCAGUUUGAGAGUAAGAACCGAUCUCCUAAUAAGGAGAUCUACUGUCACCUGACCUGUGCCACAGACACAGGAAACAUCCAGGUAGUGUUUGAUGCCGUCACUGACAUCAUUAUUGCAAACAACCUUAGAGGGUGUGGCUUAUACUGAGGCCUGGCCAAGCACAGAGGUUGUCAUGGAGAGUAUGAGGUGUUAAUAAUGAUAAUUUUGAUGAUACUUAAACACAUAAAUAUGUAAUUCUACACGUCCAAAUGGACCCAAAGAGCUGCCGUCCGACACCACACUGGAUUUAUUGCCAUGAUUUGUUCCCUUCCUCUCAUUUCUUUGGUUUCAGUACAGUACACGACCCCCGUUUUGUGUUUUAAAGUGUGUUUUUGAGCUGAAUGUUGGAGGUGCAGCAGCGGAGCCUCGUUCCUGCUGCAGACGAGAGCGAGCAGUCGUUUUAAAUACAGCGCCGACUCUUGUCCCGUUUCUCUGUGUGACGUUUUUAUCUGGAGGCGUUUCUAUCCUGAAUAUGGCCCGUUGUGCUCCGUUUGAAGAGCUGCUGUGUGUUUGAAGGUGGAGGAGACGAGGAGACGAGGAGGUGCUGAGCUCGUGGCUGAGGGUCACGGUUAGCAUGGAGGCUAUUUUAACUUCUCCUCCACACACACAUGACUGAGCAGCCUGCAGCUCUCUCUCUCUAACACACAAUGAAUGAGAGGAUUCUUCUGUUCACCACCCGUUUCCAUUCUGUAGCGAGAGGAAAUCAUCUCAAAAAGACAAAAAAAAAACAAGUAAUAUCGGUGCCAACCAUCUGAGGACAGAUUAGGAUCAGAAUCAUAAUCAUGUUCAUAUUAUUUAAGCAACAUAUUCUUCUUCUUCUUCUUCUUCUUAUCAUCGAUGAUUGAUUUAUUUAAGCCUCAUGCCCUACAUGCCUCCUCCUACCUCCUCUAACCCGUGCCACAUAUUUAUUUCCUGAGGUGACCCCGAGGUCCACAGCCACCUACCUGUCUACCUGUCCACCUGUCUGUCUGUCUGUCUACCUGUCUACCUGUCUGUCUGUCCUCCUGUCUGUCUGUCUGUCUGUGGGUCAGAAGCGUCUCGAUGACGUCAUGUUCUCCGUGUUUCCCUUCAUGUGAAUCUGUAGAAGUAGAAGAACGCACGAGAACAGAAUCAUGGAGGCAGCGUCUGUCUGGAGGUCUCCUCCUGGAGGUCUCUCCUCCUGGAGGUCUCCUCCUUGGGGUCUCCUCCUGGGUCUCUCCUCCUCAUUAGUAAACAGGAACCAUGGUCCCGCCCCCCCACCUGUCUGUCACCUUCCUCUUGUCACUCAGAGAGGAGAACAGCUCUCCAUCUUCACCUGUGCACCCAGAACCUCCUCCUCCUCCUCCUCCUCCUCCUCCUCCUGCUCCUCCUCUAUACUCUUAUCUAUCACAUAUCAGUCCCGUAUCCUAUCUCCAUCUUCACCUUAAAGCACCGUACUGUAUAUAUAUUAUGAUUAUACCAGAUUUUUUUUUUACUGUGAAUGUUUUUGUGCUGCACCCCCCAUCCUCCUAUUGGUAGUUUAUUGGUUGCUCUCAUGUGGAAUGUUUGUGCUGAGCCAAUCGAAUGUUGUGUUUACAUUAAAGCCACACUUUUCCUAACUA